Molecule: messenger RNA, 1968 nt
Organism: Vombatus ursinus (common wombat)
Lineage: Eukaryota; Metazoa; Chordata; Mammalia; Diprotodontia; Vombatidae
Gene: MORN4
Product: MORN repeat containing 4
Exons: 7
Coding region: 309-749 (146 amino acids)
Source: RefSeq, a predicted model, not a curated record
CAGCAGCAGCUGGCCAGGCGGAGUCGGGACGCAGCAGCCGGCACUCGGGGUCUCGGGGGCAGCGCAGCCUCCAGUCCUAGGCUAACUCGUCCUCUGUGAUCCGUGGAGUUUCUUGCCUUAUUUAUUCUGACCUGCCUCACAAACUUCCAAACUCGGACUCUUGGAGGGUUGAUUCUGCUGUGGAGGAUUUAUUUACAGAGGAAUCUGGACAGGAGUUGUACAGAUAGGACAAGAAGCUGUCCUAUGACGAUAGCAAGCCUCUACCUGUUUCCUGUGGUUGUCACCCUGCUCUUCUGUAAGCUGUCACCAUGACCCUGACAAAAGGCUCCUUCACCUACUCCAGCGGGGAAGAAUAUCGUGGCGAGUGGAAGGAGGGCCGCAGGCAUGGCAUUGGUCAACUGAUGUUUGCAGAUGGCGGCACCUACCUGGGUCAUUUUGAGAAUGGGCUCUUUAAUGGCUUCGGGGUACUGACUUUCUCAGAUGGCUCAAGAUACGAAGGAGAGUUUGCCCAAGGAAAGUUCAACGGUGUUGGGGUUUUCAUUCGCCAUGACAACAUGACUUUUGAGGGAGAAUUCAAGAGUGGCAGAGUAGAUGGCUUUGGCCUGUUGACUUUUCCUGAUGGUUCUCAUGGAGUUCCUCGAAAUGAAGGUCUGUUUGAGAAUAAUAAGUUGCUACGGCGAGAAAAGUGUCCUGCAGUGAUCCAGAGAGCACAGAGGGCUUCCGAGUCAGCCCGGAACCUCCCAGCUUGACAGGGUACCAUGGCUCUGCCAGAAGGAGCAGUUGGGCAGACCAGCCACCUCUGUUCAUUCACUGCAGGUGAAGGAAUGAACCAGACCCAAGAUUCUUUGAGUUAUGAACACCAAACAGUUGCCUUUUGACACAUCCCCUUUGCCUGCCAAUCAAAAGUUAGAUUGUGGAUUGGGGCCAUUUACAGGCCCUCCAACAGCUCUGACUUGCCAGACAGGGAGCAGCUGAUUUCAGUUUUGCCUUGGCCCUGCCCCUUCUCUGCCGCUGCUUGGACGAACUGCCUUUUUUCACACCCUGGGACUCUCCAUCCCUAAAUCCCUGCACUGCCCCCAGCCUUGCUGCCUUCUACUCCAGCCUGGGUCCAUGGUCACCUGCAGUGUAAUGGGGGGGGUGAUCCAGCAGCCUCCCCUCACCAGAGGCCCAUGCCUUGGGCUUCCUGGGGGAGGGAAGAUGAUGGACUAUCUAGGGGGUCAGGGAAAGAAGGCAUACAGCAGGCAUUUAAAAGCCUAGGCUGGAGACUUUUUCUUACGUUACCUUCUUAUUUGGUUACUGUUUGGAAUUAGGGCUCCAGGUCUGUUACGUGAGCUGGCCAGGAUGAUCUUGAACUCCUCUUUCUCAGUCUUUGGGUGCUGUGAUGAGUCUUCAUGUGUCCUUGACUUUACUGUGUAACUCCAUUACACGAAAGGACUCCAUUUAUGCAUCUCAUCUUUAUGUACCUUCAUUGCUGUUCUUAUAUGGGUAAAAAAGUGAUACAGAACUAUAAUCUUAAACUCGUGUGUAGAGCAGAGGACAGGAACCUCCAGACCCACUAAUAAUGUGUGAAAGCCAGGAUUGAUUUCAUCUUUCUUAAGACUGGAAAGGGACUGGUUAGGCAGGAGUCUUCCUUGUGGACCACCUGGCCAGAGCACUAUCAGCUCCCUGGAAUUUAGACAGAGGUGGAUGCAGAUCAGUCAGGAAUACGUUGAGCUAAAAACUACUUGAUGGACCAAAUCCAGGUCACCAUAACUCUUUCACUACCAGCCCUGGACAUUAGACCUGGAGAUGAAAACUCUACUCAUCAGCAUCACACAGAGCUCAUUCUGAGACUUUGAACACACCAUACUCCCCAUUAUUCUCACAUCGAAUGUUUCAUGUGCAGCAGAUUUUGGUGGAAAUACUAGCAGUGUGCCUCUAUCAUCUCUGGAUUGUACUGUUGAAAUAAAAGUGUUUAUAAGGAAUCAA